Molecule: messenger RNA, 2370 nt
Organism: Brenthis ino (lesser marbled fritillary)
Lineage: Eukaryota; Metazoa; Arthropoda; Insecta; Lepidoptera; Nymphalidae
Source: the annotation of a GenBank genome assembly
AUGACAGACACUAGACGAAGAGUCAAGCUUUACGCUCUGAACGCUGAUCGACAGUGGGAUGACAGAGGAACUGGACAUGUUUCAUCAUGUUAUGUAGAGAGAUUAAAAGGGACCUCAUUAUUGGUAAGGGCCGAGUCGGACGGUACCCUUCUUUUGGAAAGCAAAAUACAGCCUGACACAGCCUAUCAGAAACAACAAGAUACUUUGAUUGUUUGGUCAGAGGGAGACAAUUUUGAUUUAGCAUUAAGUUUUCAAGAAAAAGCUGGCUGCGAUGAAAUUUGGGAAAAAAUUUGUCAGGUACAAGGCAAGGAUCCUUCAGUUGAAAUAACACAAGAUAUAGUUGAAGAGUCAGAGGAUGAGAGGUUUGAUGAUAUGUCUGAUAGUGUUCAACCAGUAGAGCUACCGGCAUGUGAAAUGGGCAGAUUGGAAGACAUAAGUGAAUUAAUGAACAGUUGUUUGGUGUCACAAGCAAGAAAAGAUAAAUUAGCAGCAGCCUUAGACAGUCAACAUUAUAUUAAGAAACUUCUAAACCUCUUCCAUAUGUGUGAAGAUAUUGAAAAUAUUGAGGGGUUGCAUCAUCUCUAUGAGAUAUUUAAAAGUAUAUUUCUCCUCAAUAAAAAUACACUUUUCGAUACAAUGUUUGCAGAUGAUACUAUUUUUGAUGUAGUUGGCUGUUUAGAAUAUGAUCCCAGUUUACCCCAACCAAAAAAACAUAGAGAAUACCUUAGAGAGCUAGCUAAAUUCCGAGAGGCCAUUCCUAUAAAAAAUAAAGAUCUAUUGGCAAAAAUACAUCAAACAUACAGAGUACAAUAUAUUCAAGACAUUGUUUUACCCACACCCACAGUUUUUGAGGAUAAUCUGCUAAGCACAUUGUCCAGUUUUAUAUUUUUUAAUAAGGUAGAAAUAGUGAAACUCAUAGAAGAGGAUGAUAAAUUCCUAACAGAUUUAUUUAAGUUACUUAUGGAUGAUAAGACACCUGAUGGUAAACGGCGAGACCUAGUUUUAUUUUUAAAAGAGUUUUGUAAUUUUUCACAAAAUUUACAGCCACAAGAUAAAGAUACUUUUUAUAAGACAUUAGUAUCAUUGGGUAUCCUGCCAGCUUUAGAAAUAACACUAAGUAUAGAUGAUCAGAAGACUAAGACUGCAUCUAUAGAUAUUUUAACAUACAUUGUUGAAUUCUCAUCCUCUGUUGUGAGGGAUUACACUUUACAACAAUCCAAUAAUACUGAAGAGGAACAAAUGUUAUUAAACAUAGUAAUAGAACAGAUGUUAAGGGAUCAAGAUCCGGAAUUGGGUGGUGCAGUACAGCUUAUGGGAGUCUUACGCAUACUCCUUGACCCUGAAAGCAUGCUUGCAUCUGUCAAUAAAAGUGAAAAGGCAGACUUUCUAAAUUUUUUUUACAAGCACAGUAUACAGACACUUAUAGCUCCAUUACUUGCAAAUACAACAGGAGAGAAGCCAUUAAAAGAAGACUAUCACACAGUGCAGCUAUUGGGUCUAGUGCUUGAACUACUUUCCUUCUGUGUUGAACAUCAUACAUACCAUAUCAAAACCUGCAUAUUAAAUAAGGACCUCCUCCGUCGCAUACUGGUUCUUAUGAGAUCCACGCACACGUUCCUAGUUCUUGGUGCGCUCAGGUUUAUGAGGAAAAUAAUAGCGCUCAAAGACGAAUAUUACAACCGUUAUAUGAUCAAGGGAAAUCUCUUUGCACCAGUUAUAGAUGCUUUCCUUAGAAAUAAUGGCAGGUAUAACUUAUUAGAUUCUGCUAUAUUAGAGUUAUUUGAGUUUAUUAAAUUGGAAGAUAUCAAAACACUUUGUACUCAUAUUGUGGAAAACUAUGGAAAGAUCUUAGAGGAUGUUGAAUAUGUACAAACGUUUAAGGCCUUAAAAACGCGCUAUGAUCAACACCAGGACAAACUGAAGGAAAGGGAUAGAGUGAGCGGCAGCGUGACCGUGGCGGAGGCGGUCGUCCCGUCGCUCCUGCGCACGCGCUACCGCCGCGAGGCGCGCCAGCCCGACGACGAGGAGGAGAUGUGGUUCAACGACGACGACGAGCUCGAGGACGACGCGCCGCUGGACGCCGCGCAGCCGCACGCGCACGCGCACCCGUUGCCGCACCCGCACCACGCGCUCGAUGCCAUCGGUAAAAUAGUAGAGAAGAAGGUGUGUUCGAGCGCGGAGACCGUGAACGGUCCCAGUCGAGUGUUGCUGAGCGCUGCCAAGCCGCCGCACACCGACGUUCAGGUAUCCACGACCAGAUUACUCAAUAAGGGUCUCGUCGACUACGAUGGCGAUUCGGAUGAGGAGGAGGAAGGUGGCAGUAGCAGCGCCACCGCGGAAGAGCCCGACGCCAAGCGGCCGCGCAUCGCG